This is a messenger RNA of Macrosiphum euphorbiae (potato aphid), 162 nucleotides long. NCBI's taxonomy places the organism in Eukaryota, Metazoa, Arthropoda, Insecta, Hemiptera, Aphididae. The record is from the annotation of a GenBank genome assembly.
AAUUUAGAUUUGAAAAUUAUUUCUGGAAUAUCAACUGAUGGUGCACCUGAUAUGGUUGGUAAAGUAAAAGGAGUUAUACAAUUACUGAUCGAUAAAAUAGAAUCUACCAGAAAAACUAAUAAUUUCUGGAAAAGAGAUGAUUUAUUUAUAAUCCAUUAUUGA